ACGUUCGCACUAGUUUGCACGAGUCUUUGACUUGACGUGAGGGAGGAUUGUUCGAAGCGACGACAGUCUUGUCUUGGAUCUGAAUCUUCAACCAAAAAAUAUUUUAAUAAAAAACUUUAACUCGGUGAUAUUUUUACAUCAUCUUUUAUUCUAAAACGUAUAAUAUUUUAUUUUAUAAAUUAUCAAUUUGUGUCAAUAGUUACAAGUAGUUUACCGGUAACUUAUUUCGUUUAUUUAUAGUCGUUUUUAUUUAGUGAUAACGUUAUUAUUUUGAUGGAAAAACAUUUGAAUUAGUGAAAGUGCUGAUUAUUCAUUUCUAAUCUUCAUUUAUAUUACACUCUAAAUUAUAAUUCAAUACAAAGACUGUCGCGAAAGUGACUAAAUUGAGCUUGACAAUGGAUUAUGGACGUCAAUUUAGUCCUGAACUUCCUUUUGGAUCAGGUAGUUCGAAUUCAUCGGAGAAAAGCGUACCGAUUACUUCGAUGACUCCGUUUGGACCUCUAUCUUGGCAGGAUGAAGAGUCUUCAUGGGAUCCGCCAUCUUCAUAUUUUAACAGCACCAGCCCAAUAGGCACUGCAUCAUCGAGUAGUAGUGGAUCUAACGAAUACCGUAAUAAGUCUUUUGAAGAUUUGAGCGCAGAGUUGAUGAUCAAUAAUUUCAUUCAAGAAGUUAAUUGCGAAGAGAAUAAAUCCCCAAGCGAAUUCAAGAUUCCGUUUAGUAACUCUGCAAAUAAUGAAUUCCAAGAUCGCACAGAUUCAUAUUGCAAUAUCUGUUUUAAAAAGCAGCCAUCAGGCACGGAAUGUCCAAAAAAUAUUGCAAAUCCCACAAUAGUGCAUCACAACUCAGCACCAGGCUACCUGGUACCCUCACCGAUUUUUUAUCGUGCUCCCCCAAAGUUUUAUAAUUGUAAAAUUCACGAUGAAAGUAAGAAAAUAUAUUGUCUGACUUGUGCUGACUUUUAUUGUCAUGGUUGCGAUCCUCAGCAUACUGUCAAUCACAUAACUAUGCACUUGAUGGAGGCAAUGGAUUUUAUUGGUGAUCAAAGCCAUGUAAUUGCCGAUGAUCUUCAUAACCGUAUUAAUAUGUUAACUAAAGAUUUGGAAAUGGUUCAGAUAACUACUGAGAAUCUGGAUCGUAAAGCUCAUCAAGCUACCACAGAAGUCUUGUCAUGCGUGCAACGUGCUGCAACAGCUUUAGAAGCUCGCGAAAAAGAGCUCCUUGAACGCAUUGAGACAAUGCGAUUAAUGAAAUAUUCAUCGUUGAAACGCCGAGAGGAUAAUUUGAGGAAAACUCUAAAAAAACUAUCAAAAGCAGCUGAACAACUAGGUAGAGUUGAGGAAGCAUCAGGUCUCAAAUGCAAUCCUGCUGAACUGAUAUUAGCUACAGAUAUUGCUUCGAAUGAGAUGUUCAAGAAUGGAUCAAGUUGGCUAGAUAUUUCCUUGCAAGAUGAGAAUUGGAUUUCAUUUGCCGGCUCAGAAACGAAUGUUCUUAAUGCAAUAGCUAAUUUGGGUAAAAUAAUGAUUAGUCCUCCAGGCUCAAUAGGUGAUGGAAGAAAUCUAAAAAGUGAUGUAAGCUCUCCUCUUCAUUGGUCAUCAUUUUUAUAUGACAAACCAAAUCCACGUGGCAGAGCUGUAUCAGCCAACAGCUAUCCUGUAGUUACUAAGUCAGGCAGAUACUCAUAUACACCGACCUUACCAAGUACUUGUAUCAUUGGAGAAGGGGAUAUGAAUGAUGGCCUUUGUAGACCAUGGGGAGUUGCUUGUGACCGAGAUGGUCAUAUCAUCAUUGCUGACCGAUCAAAUAAUCGUAUCCAAAUCUUUAAAGAAGAUGGCACGUUUGUUAGAAGAUUUGGAGUUCAUGGAACUGGACCCGGACAAUUUGAUCGACCAGCUGGAAUUACUGUUGACGCUAAAAAUCGCAUUGUUGUGGCUGACAAAGACAAUCAUCGUAUACAGAUAUUGACUAUGGAAGGUGUGUGCUUAUUGUGUUUCGGAGAAAAAGGUUCUCGUGCCGGUCAGUUCAAUUACCCAUGGGAUGUAGCAACCAAUACUGCAUGUGAAAUAGCCGUCUCAGACACUCGCAAUCAUAGAAUUCAAUUGUUCAGCCCCGAUGGAGUAUUUUUGCGAAAAUACGGUUUUGAGUCAUCGCCAAGUAUGUGGAAACACUUUGACUCUCCACGUGGAGUCUGUUUCAACCCAAAGGGGGAUAUUGUAACAACAGAUUUCAAUAACCAUCGUCUCGUAGUAAUCGAUUACAGUUGCUUAAAAGCUCGAAUUGUUGCUUUUGAUGUUAUUAUGGGAGAUAAACAAUUUUCAAGGCCCCAAGGUCUUGUAAUCGACGAUGAAGGAAGAAUUAUAGUAUGUGAUUCACGUCAUCAUAGAAUACAAGUAAUAGAUUCGAAUGGGAAUCUAAAAUGGAAAUUUGGAGCCUUUGGAACCGGUCGUGAUGAGAUGGACCGUCCAUCUGGCGUUGCAUUGUUGCCAAAUGGAAAAAUUGUUGCCGUCGAUUUUGGUAAUAAUCGAGUAAUGGUUUUUUAAUAGAAAAAAACUCAGCAAUCGAAUCAAAGUAAGUGAUUUUAGUUUUUAAUGAUUUUUCAUUUUGACGAUAAAAAUUACCAUAUUUUAUUACUGAUACAGUAAGUAAAUGCGUGAGACGCUAAAUGUCUUAUUUAGUUAAUAAUAUUUUUUUUUAUUCAUUUUUAACUCAUUCAUUGGAUUCUUUUUAAAAUUAUAGACCUAAGAAGUUAAAAAAAAUUAAGAGUUGAGUAUCUAAAAGAAAAUAAAAUCGCGAAAAAAACAAGAAAAUAUAAUAUCGUUUUAAAGUAAAACUGACAACAAAUUAUCAGUAAUACUAUAAAUAUUAGUUUAAUAAGCCUAAAAGGGUUGGGUUAGCGACUUGAGUAUUGUUUAAUAAUUAUGGUUAUAAUUAAAGUAAGCAUUCAGUCUUACUCUUCACUAUACAAUUAGAUUCGUAAGGGAUACUUUGAAUUUUUCGGCUGUGUUAUCAACAGUCCAGUGUAUUUAUAGAUAUAAAAAUACUUGAGUUAACUGAAAGUUGAUAAAAAUUUUUUAAGAAAUAAGAAAUAUUAAUUGUGAUUGAGAAUAAUGUUUUUGCGACAAUGCAAUGAAAAUGACAUUAAAAAU
Molecule: messenger RNA, 3143 nt
Organism: Chelonus insularis
Lineage: Eukaryota; Metazoa; Arthropoda; Insecta; Hymenoptera; Braconidae
Gene: wech
Product: tripartite motif containing 71 protein wech
Exons: 7
Coding region: 396-2537 (713 amino acids)
Biological process (GO): protein polyubiquitination; proteasome-mediated ubiquitin-dependent protein catabolic process
Molecular function (GO): ubiquitin protein ligase activity; protein binding
Source: RefSeq, a predicted model, not a curated record